CACGCCGUUUCCUCACGCCUGCAUUCCUCCCUUAUUAUGAGAAGGAUUACUCAUUGUCGCCCGCAAAAAUUUCCCUUUGUUUUCGGUAUGCGCGAAAAUAUCGGAAGUUACAGUACCGUCCCGCGCUCUAUUGUCAGUUUGUCAAAGCAAGGUCCAUGCAGGCAGAUAAGCGUGGGUUGGUGCUGUCUCUUGGAGGGUGAAUUCAGAGCGUAGCGCCUUGCACUCGUUUGGUAAAUAGCUCUUGUUCUGUGCUGGUAAGGAGAGAAACGGUGUAUUGUGUGGUUGUGUAGAGGCCUAGGUAGGACUUGUUUCAGUGUUUGCACGCUCGAUUCAGUAUUAGGGGUGCUUCUAUAGCCCGCAAGAUCGGUUUCGCCAGAGUAGGGUUGGAUUUCCUUCGCUCUUGUUGACGAAUUCAGUGAGUGACGGAUUGUGUUUAGGUACGUACGGGGGACGCUGGCCGGUGCUACAUUUUUGCGCUGAAGUGUAAUUCGGUGGGUGAGCGACUGUUUGACGUAUCGAUCGGUGAGCUCGCUGCGUGUGUUGUGCGCGGCGGAUAAACCGUGUACAGGGAGAGGCUCUGUGACCCACAAGCAAACGCGUGUGGCGUGCGGCUGUGUAACCAACCGUUGGACUGUGAGCCCAUCCGGCGGCGGCAGUGAAGAAAACGCCCUACACCCGGUCUCGUACUUAGUAGUAGUUCAGAGCGUUAGUCAGGUUGCAAGCGACGUACUGUAAACAUGUCUACCAACGGGGUGAACGCCGAUAUCCUCAAGCUCUCUCUCGGCCUGAUCAACUACAAGAACAAGUACCUGACCGCUGAGAUCUUCGGCAACAAGGUCAACGUCACGGGCAACAGUCUGAAGAGAAAGCAAACCUGGAUCAUCGAGCAGGACCCCGAGGGGGAGUCGGUGUACCUUCGGUCUCACCUGGACCGCUUCCUGACGUCGGACCGCCACGGGAACGUGUCGUGUGACGCCGAGGAGCCGGGGAAGGAAGAGAAGUUCCUGAUCGAGCCGUACGAGGAUGGCCGCUGGGCGUUUCGGAGCAUGGCGCACGGCCUGUACCUGAGCGGUAACGGCGAGAACAUGCGCUGCUUCAGCAAGAUGGUCGGCAAGGAGGAACUGUGGACCGUGCACCUCGCCAUGCACCCCCAGGUCAACCUGAAAAACGUCAACCGCAAGCGGUACGCACGCUGGAGCGAGGAGGACGAAGAGCUUCGCGUCGACAUGAACCACCCCUGGGGAGACGACGCCCUAAUCACCUUAGAGUUCAGAAACGGAAAGUACGCCAUCAAAACGUGCAACAAUAAAUAUCUCCACCGCGACGGGCGUCUGGUGGACGAUUCCAGCGAUGACACCGACUUCACCCUGGAGUUUCGCUCGGGGAAGAUCGCCCUGAAGGACCGCAUGGGCAAGUACCUGACGGCGGUGGGGGGAACGGCCACGAUGAUGACACGCAACAACAAACCGGGGAAGGACGAACUCUUUGUCCUAGAGGACAGUCAUCCUCAAGCGGUCUUCGUCGCCAACAACGGACGACUCGUCUCUGUUAGACAAGGAGUGGACGUUGCAGCCAACCAGGACUUUGAUGAGGAGAGAGGGGAGAGCGACCUGGAAACGUUUCAGAUGGAGAUUGACAAGGAGUCGGGCAAGUGGUCCGUCCGCACCAACAACGACAAGUUCUGGACGCUAAAAACUGGCGGGAACUCCGGUAUCCAGGCAACGGGGUCACAGAGUGCUUCCCCCGACGCGCAGUUUGAAAUCCACUGGUUGGGACGACAGAUCGCCUUCCAGGCGAGCAACGGACGUUUCGUAGCGACGAAGCUGAACGGGCAGCUAGCGGCCACCGCCGACGACAUCUCCGACGCCUGCAAGUUCACGUUCAAACUCGUCAACAGACCACUGCUGGUACUGAGAGGACCACACGGGUUUGUGGCGGUUGGGAAGGGAGACAGACUGGAGUGCCACCAUGCAGAUUACGGCAUCUUCGAAAUGAUCAACAACGAUGGAGCUUACCAGCUGAAAGGUCAAGACGGAAAGUUCUGGAAGAUGGAAGGCGAGAACAACGUAGCGAUGUCGACGGAGGGCGGUACAGACUUCCUGAUCGAGCUCCGCGAGCACAGCAAGUUCUGCAUCCGGGCACCGAACGACAAGUACCUGCGAGGGGAGCAGAACGGCCAGUUCCGGGCCACCGGCACAGAAGUCAACAAAGAAACACUGUGGGAAUAUUAGAGAACAGGCACCAUGAUAGGAUAGCUGGAAAACUUUGAUAUAAGGCACGCAGCUUGUAGUUG
Messenger RNA from Branchiostoma belcheri (Belcher's lancelet), 2293 nucleotides. RefSeq names its product fascin-2-like. The record is from RefSeq and is a predicted model, not a curated record. Gene Ontology annotation, biological process: actin filament bundle assembly; establishment or maintenance of cell polarity; cell migration. The coding region runs from base 738 to 2231 and encodes 497 amino acids. Gene Ontology annotation, molecular function: protein-macromolecule adaptor activity; actin filament binding. Gene Ontology annotation, cellular component: actin cytoskeleton; cytoplasm. Lineage: Eukaryota; Metazoa; Chordata; Leptocardii; Amphioxiformes; Branchiostomatidae. The transcript has 5 exons.